Molecule: messenger RNA, 374 nt
Organism: Aspergillus neoniger CBS 115656
Lineage: Eukaryota; Fungi; Ascomycota; Eurotiomycetes; Eurotiales; Aspergillaceae
Exons: 1
Coding region: 115-333 (72 amino acids)
Source: RefSeq, a predicted model, not a curated record
CGUUACGAUUGGCUAGACAUCCUUGUCCUAUCAUCAUGGACCUCUGUGUUCCAUCUUCCCCUUAUCAACACUUACGUCGCUUGAGAACCUAAAGAGCUGACAGGCCUAAUCUAGAUGAUUGAGAUUGGCUUGGACCCAGGGAACCGAACUGGAGGGAUUGAAUCGCCUAUCAGGGUCCUAUCAGGGCCUAUCAGAACAGCUAUAUUUAGGCCAAUACUCACAGGAGGAGCCACGGACAACCCCGACUAUCCAACACCAACCGGAAAGAUACGUUCAAGCCAGGCCGCCGUCGAUCAUUCUAGCCCGCUUUCAAACGCGGGGUCCCAUACAUAGGCGAAACCCAGCGAUCUCCUAUCCCCCCAGGUCUGCUUCCC